AUGUCUGCGCCUCCUCGCAGGCCGCGAGGGGGAGGCCAGUCUCGAGGCAGAGGGGUUACUCCGACAGCUCAAAGGGGUCGCGGUAGAGGAGGCACGCAAUCCGUGAAAGUAGGAAGAGGUCGUGGUGAUGCCAUUGUGUCGACGAACUCGAAAGCGGAAACCCUGCUGCAAGGUCUGCAGUCCGGUAGCUUGAAUCAAGGCACUGGAGCAUUGCGACGAGGCUCAGGACGAAUACCAAGGCAUCGCCAACGAGAGCUGAAUAGCGGCCAUGAAGGACGCUCGACUCAGCCUCCCUUCACAUCCUCCAAACCUCCGCCUCCCUCGAGUCAACGGGACUACAUGAAUCACAUGACUACAAAGUUUCAGCAUCUGAAAACAAAACGGGAGAUCGAGCGCGCAAAGGCAAUCAAAGAUGGAUUUCUAGCAGACCCAGAGAAAAAGACUAGCCUAGACAAAGCCAUCACCCCUGUGGGAACGUGCACAGAGAUGUGUCCAGAAUUCGAGAGAGUGGAACGGAUUGUGCAAAAUAUGGUUGACAAGGUGGAAAAGGUCGCGAACGAAGAGACCGGCCGGGAUAUGCCUUCUGAAGAGCGCAUGAUUAAGCGCUUUCGAAGAUCUGCUGCCGGCUACGACGAACAGCUUCCUUCCGACAUUAGAACGCCUGAGACGCUCCGUGAGACACUGAACUAUCUCCUGGAUAAUGUUGUGGGUGGAGGAGAAAGGCUUGCAACAGUACACAAAUUUGUCUGGGAUCGAACCAGAGGUAUUCGAAAUGAUUUCUCCAUCCAGCAGGUAACCAAAGAGGAGGAUGUUCGGACUGCCAUAGACUGCUUCGAACGGAUUGCACGCUUCCAUAUCCUCUCGCUACAUCAACUCUCGAACCCUGAAAAUCUUGUUGGCGAGCAUUUCGACGCGCAUCAGGAGCGCGAGCAGCUCAACAACACUCUCCUGUCCCUGAUGUACUACUAUGACGAUUAUCGAGAUCGGCAAGAUUUCGCUAACGAGGCUGAAUUUCGAGCUUACUGCGUUAUUUUUGAGCUGCAGUCUCAGCAGCCAGAUCUGGAGGAUCGAAUGCAGUCAUGGCCUCAGGAACUACUCAGGCACCCUCGGAUAUGUACCGCCUUCAAGCUCUACUCAGCCGCAGGAAACACAUUAUACGACCAAGGACCACUAAAGCCACAAGCUGCCUUCGAUAUUGCGCAAGGGAAUGCUGUUGGCUUCUGGAAUGUGCUGAAAUCAAAAGCUGUCACUUAUUUGAUGGCUUGUGUUGCGGAAAUCUACUUUGGGCAAGUCCGUCUCAUGGCGCUUCAGGGUCUCUGGAAAUCGAUCAAGCGUGCUCCAACCAGCAUGCAAGCCAAGCGUCAGGACUGGACCUUGGAAGAGCUUACGAAGCUAAUGGGCUUCGAUGACGAAGAGCAGUCCUUGGAGUUUUGCAGAGAGUAUAAUCUUGGCUUCAGGUACAAUGAUGCCGGUGAACAGUACUUGGACUUUACGAGUCAACCAGAAAUGAUACUUGACAAAUCUUCUACGCCAAACAAACAGGUCUUCUCCUUUGGGAUCGUUGAAGAGAAACGAUACCAUAGAACUCUUGUCGCCGUUAUCAACGGCAUUAAUGUUGCACAGGCCAUCCGGGAGGGCCUUGUAGUAGAACCUGAGGAGGCCGAUGACGAAGAAGCUGAAGAAGACCUGGCAGUCAACGACGAAGACGCAUUGUUCGUUCGGCAGACCAACGAACAGGAAGCCAAGCCUAACCAAGAUAACCCUUUCCUCAAGCUCAAUCAACAAGCACCGGCAUUCACGCCUAGGACAUCGAUUUCGCAAGCUUUGUCGCCACCACCAACCUCAUCCGCCCCGAGCAUUUCGAAUGGUUGGGAUAGUCAACCCGCCACAGCUCCCUGCUCUCUCUCAGCCAGUGCCAACGACCCACAAAGGACAGGCAUAUUUGAAAACAGCCCUUCCCUCGAGAAUCCUUUUAAGCCACAACCCACGACGUCUCAGCCGACCCCGAGCGCUUUUAUGUUUCCGAAAGCGGCAACAACGACUUCAUCAUCUUUCGGCAUACCUUCUUUCCCGGCAAAUGCGCCUUCCCCUCCUGCAUUCUCAAUGGCCCCUUCUGCUGUCAAUAGUGCUUGGCCAUCCAUGGUCGUGAAUGGAAUCGUGAAUACGAAAGCCCGUGAUUUUGGUGCUCUAUUUCCAUCCGCUCUGGCCGCAUCUCUACUUCAAUAUAUUCUUUUGUUUUUGUAUAGAUCCAUGGAUUACGAUGUCGACCUACUCGAAGAUAUUCCCGACUCCUUCGAAGUUUUUCGGCCAAUGCCAUCUGCCCUCUCUGCUCCAGGGCUCCCACCCGAGUUGAGAAGAUCAAGUUUAACCUUUUUCGUAUUAGACCAACCUGGUAAUACUCCAGAGCUCGUGCCAGCUCAAGAGCUCGACACCAAGCCACUCAAGGAUCCUCCGCCGAUACCACUUACCGAAAAAACCAAUAUUGCCUCCCCGAAAGCGGAUGACGGCGUGUCGUCGUUCACGAAACCGCCAGCCUCGCCAAGACCAGGUCACAGAUCACUACCUCCCAUCACGAAUGCUGAGCGAACAACACCUCUGUUUCCAGAGCUUGCACAGAUUAAUACACAAGCAGCCAUGGAAAUUCCGACAAGUGAGAGCAGUAGAGCGGUCAAAUCUCUUACAGAGAGUCCGCCGAUCCCGAACAGCGCAAGGGACCUGUUUCCCGCCUCCAAUACGCAAGCUCCGAUUUCCUUUCCAAAAUCAGCAAACCCAUCAAAUAGCAAGAGCACAACGCAAGAUUAUAGCACUUUCAAAACACCUCAAUCCUCACCCUUCACCUCAAAUGCCCAGACCACAAAACAACCAGCUACAUCCAAGCCGAGCACCGUGCCCCCAAUCACGACUAAUAAAUCUACCAUUCCACCGACUUUCACGCCCAAUGCAUCACCCUCCUUCACUUCUCCAGCCAAUACGAAACCAAAACAUAAGAGUCCGUUAGGUUCACAACCUCCAAUUUUCGCAACUGAUUCCAGCGCCAAACGUCCUGCGAUCCAGCAACCCAUAGCAAAUGUAGACCACGCGGCAGAAAACCUUGCAACAAUAGGCUUCCUCGAACCACACGGCAUACUACAGCAGUAUGUCGAACACACGGCUACAGCUCUAGUUGAAGAAGCGCUUCACCAGUUUGAACGCGAGAAGCCACUCAGAGCCGCACAAUCCGCACGCCAGCAGCUACUUUCCAGGAAGUAUUUUAUGCGUUGGAAAUCCAUCUAUUGGCGGAGAAUCCUUAACCGCAACGCCACAAGCAGACGAAGUCAUUUAGCGAAGUCUAUCCGAAGAGAAAGUCAACGCAAGGCUCGAGGCGAUGCUGAACUAGAGGCUAUUCUCCAGGCCCAAAAACAAAAGGAGGUAGUUCAGGCCGAGCAGCAACUGAGAAGCCAAGCAGGUCGAGUAAAAGAUCCUGUAUCUGAAAUGCGCGACGGCCAACCGAAUCCUUCUCCUGCAGGUCUCAAGAGGAAGAUCUUACACAGUGACGACUUGAAUCCUGUGACGAAUGGUAAUAAUCCACGGAAGGUCGCAAAGGGCGAGACCGCCAGGCGUUCCAAAGUAAUGGAACGAGUAAGCGCCCCAUUAAGAGCCAGCUUGUCUAGCAAACCAGUCACUUCUCCAUCUCCACCUCAUCUCAGUACCGCGUCGCUACACGGAAGGUCCCUUUUGCUAGAUCGCAAUAACAGAACUAUUCUCUGCCGUUCGACCGGUGGCCACAAAGUUGACUCAACUCAUACAGACUACUUUCGUCUCAAAGCCCUCGGCGUUGAUCCCGAUACCCCAAUUUUCCCUGAUACCAAGUCAAGUCUAGAAAGGAGAAGGCGUUCCCAGGAAGAGCUCUCUCAUCCGACGCCAAGGAAGAGAGCAAGUACCUUGUCAUCUGUAAGAGUUCGGACAUCGGGCCGGGAUGACGCUACAUCAGCCAUGAAUAUACAGGCACCGAUCAACAUCACCACGCCCAAGAUGUCGCUUCCGGUUUCCAAACAAAUUGCGCUAGAAGCGACCAGCAGGCUAACCGAUGGUGAUGAUGAUGAUGAUUUCCUUCGACAAAUCCGUGAAUUUCGCGCAGCAAUGUCGGAAGACACGGAAUGGUUUCGUACGCAAGCAGCACAAAUUGAAAAAGAAGUUGAGCAAGAGGAGUUGAGGAGAAGUGCGUCUCAGAGAAGUAGCACGCACAGUGACGGCGCCGCUGCGUCAGGCCUGCAUCGAGGUCUUAGCAGAGUUAAUGGAUAUGACUACGCCCCGUCCAUUCCUCAAUCAGACACUCAGCUUGUGUUGUCCCGAACCGAACAACGAAUCCGUGCCACAGGUGCUCAUGGUCUUGCUACGAAGCCUGUGAGCGACUAUUUGCCUGUUGCUAUGUCAAAGUCGACGAGAGCGGCGUUGAUCAAUGGAAAGGUUCCCGGUCGGGCGAAGAAGCGUAAAGGCAAGAUCAAGCACAGCGAAAAGGACAGCAAGUAUAUUUACGAGAGUGACAAUAAUGUUGAAGAAGAUGGGCUCGCAACAGAGAGAGAUGUUCUGGCACGCAAACACGUCAGACAAACUCACCAGAAGCGUCUUGCAAAAGCAUCAAGCAAUGUUUUUGAAGCUUCCAAGGGCAGAAUCAUCAACGAUGCUAAAAAUGGAGAUGGCGCAGCCGCUAUCGCCCAUGCAGAUGCUGGUCAGCAUAAAGCGCUAGGGUUUGACGAAGACCUUUAUGACGAGGAGGAUGAGGAGAAAGGUUUUGAGGAAGAGGACCUUAUCGAAAAGGAAGAAGUCGUCAUAGGAGUUGUGGAAGAAGAGGAAGGGUACGCCCAACCAACGGACAACGGCAUAGACGAGGGAGAUGAAGGGGAAGAUGAAGCAGAGGAGUAUGACGAAGAUGAUGAUGGCUCUGUUGUGAAUGAAAAUCUCUCGGAAGCAGGUGGAUCUACUACAUCGUCCAAUCUAAAUAGUAGUCAGGGAGAGCAGCCAGGUCGCAAAGCCAACCCUUUCCACAUGAGACUGAGGAGCGCAACACCAGAGUCUCAAACGAAUCCAGACCAAGUCUUCACACCUGGGGGUACACAGAUGAGCAGGGCGACAAGUGGUACCGGGGUCAGUGCGGAUGAUGCUCUUGUCUUGAGCGAUUGA
Molecule: messenger RNA, 5160 nt
Organism: Endocarpon pusillum Z07020
Lineage: Eukaryota; Fungi; Ascomycota; Eurotiomycetes; Verrucariales; Verrucariaceae
Exons: 7
Coding region: 1-5160 (1719 amino acids)
Biological process (GO): mRNA export from nucleus
Cellular component (GO): transcription export complex 2; nucleus; cytoplasm
Source: RefSeq, a predicted model, not a curated record